CCGCAGUCAACAAGCUACCGACCCGAACUGAAACUGUCUGUGUUGAAGAAAGCGGUCAUCUGCUAAAAGGAAAUGUCAUUGCUGAGUUAUUGGAUUUUUGGAACAAUAGUAUCUUUAUGCUGUUUGACUAUACAUGGUAGAGAGGAGUGCGAAUCUGGAAAGUAUGGAGAUGGUUGUAGUCGAAACUGUUCUCAAGGCUGUAAAGCUUUUCGAAAUAACGAAGUGCGCUGUCACAAGGAAACUGGAAAAUGUUUCGAAGGAUGCAAUGCGGGAGUGUACGGUGACCGGUGUGAUCAACAGUGCAGCAGAAAUUGCAAAGAACACACCUGUAUCCAGCAAAAUGGACACUGCGUUUUGGGCUGUAUAGAAAAUCACAUCGGCGACUUCUGUGAGACUUACCAACAGACUACUGUCGUGCAUCAAGGUACUACCUACAGCAGUCACACAACCGUUACCACAGGUGUGGCACCGACAAGCAGUUCCCAGGUCGUCAUUCCAGUUGUUGUAACAGUACUUGUCCUUAUCCUCAUCCUUGUGGGCGCAGUGAUUUUCUUCAUAUGGGGCAGAAAGAAGGAGAAGAAGAAAAGAGCACUUGACACCAACGUUGAGAAGCGAUCUUCCCCAGGUGCACCUGACCCCGACGGCGUUGUGAAGAGAUUACUCCCAGGAGAGCGGGUUUCUCCAAGACAACCGAGGUCGCCUGGUCAUGAACCUACGAAGUUGCAUCGGAACAGAAAAGUGAACCAGAUGAUAUAUAAUAAGGGAAUGGCAGACGACCAGGAAUCUAUGGAGGAAGACCACGAAAAUGACUCUGAGGAUGAAAACACUGGCAGCGACAGUGAUGAGGACAGCGGACAACAGGUGAAGGGUAUUGAAGAUUUCGUGAGAGAUCCUCGGGAGCAGGAUGUGACCGUGCAUGUCAAGGUCAUGAAGGUGGGACAAGUGGAGGAAAAGUCCAAAAAGAAACAGUUCAUGGCCACUGUGGCUGAUGCCACCUCAGCUGUUCGCAUUUGUGUGAGGGAGGAAAAACUCUUUGACAAGUUCAAACCGGAAGUAUGCAUUAUUCUGAGAAAUGUCACCUGGAACGGGAAGGUUUUAUUCACUUAGUUCUCUUCCACGGCAACCUUUGCCGCGGAGAUUCCGGUGCAAGGAAAUAUCACCGCCGAUGCUUUUGGGGAAAGAGAACCACUGCCCAUAUCCGAAGUCCCCAGACAGGAUAAUUUGAUCAGGUUUAGCUUAAGAGGAAAGAUUGUGAAGCAAUCCCCUCUCACAAAACGGAAGUGCUAUAAGAAGGUGUUGUUGUAUCGCCAAGUUAAGCUCAAGGAUGACACUGGUUUUGUCUACAUGGACGCGUGGGACAACAUUGCUGAGCAGAUGCAGCUUGGCGAGGUCUUCAAGGUCAACUCCUGCAAGAAGCGAGAAUCUAAAAGGCCUCACGACCAAAGGGUGACAACAACACCAAAGUCUUCAGUGAUGCGCCUUCCUAGCUCAGAACUAAGUCAUAUCCUGAAGGAUCCUUGUUACCAAAGAGGUACGCUUGUCGGGAUAGACGUCACACCGUACAUGUCAUGUCCAACCCCCAGAUGUUUCCGUUACCAACUGACAGACGGGCUAUGUGAGUCUUGUCAGCGUCAGAUCCCAUACCAGGACCAUGUGAGCUAUGG
Messenger RNA from Haliotis rubra (blacklip abalone), 1664 nucleotides. RefSeq lists its product as uncharacterized. The record is from RefSeq and is a predicted model, not a curated record. Lineage: Eukaryota; Metazoa; Mollusca; Gastropoda; Lepetellida; Haliotidae. The coding region runs from base 73 to 1107 and encodes 344 amino acids. The transcript is spliced from 12 exons.